UUUCUUCUCUCUCUCUCUCUACAAAAACAGUGCAGUGGGUGGUGGUCGGCCGGCGAGUCUGGCUGAGCUAGGUUGUCGAUUCAGCGGCGGCGGAUGCGGCGGCGGUGGGUGGUUGUUCAGGAAGAGGAAGAAGAAGAUUGAAAUUAAAGGGUGUGUUGUUAUGGGUUUUUGGCGUCAGAUUAUUUUUCCCGUACGGCGUGUUUGGCUCGCCGUCUAUGGCCGUCUUAAAGCUCGCAAAAAUGAUGAAGGACUUUUAAAACUUCAUGACGACGUAGAAACGUGUGGCUAUCAAGAUGUAAAGGUUAUGUGGGAAAUACUUAAGCAAUCAGAAGCUGAGUUGAUCAAUCAUCACCACCAACCGAAGCGUAAACACAAGCGAUUCUGGAAGGAUUUUUUGUGGUCUAAUCCUAACUCUGACUCAACUACUAGUACAACUGAAAUGAUGCCUUUUCCGACUUUUAGCCCCAUUUCGUAGGGUGAUAAGUCUAAGGCUCGUGUAAAUAGAAAUAAUAAUUGUUAAAAGGU
Molecule: messenger RNA, 525 nt
Organism: Cucurbita maxima (winter squash)
Lineage: Eukaryota; Viridiplantae; Streptophyta; Magnoliopsida; Cucurbitales; Cucurbitaceae
Exons: 2
Coding region: 161-475 (104 amino acids)
Source: RefSeq, a predicted model, not a curated record